AUGACCGACUUUGGUCCUCGUGCCCCUCAUGGGCCCGACAUGUCGGGAGACCAUAACCCACUGGAGGAUAUGGACAUCAAUGAGAAGGGUGCUUUCGACUCCCUCAUUCGCCCCGACGACAGUUACACCCCCGAGGGCACCUACUGGGCGGAUCUCCCUCUGUGGAAGAAGAUCACAUUCGUCACCGCCUCCAACAAUGAGGAGGCAAAGAAAGAGUUGGGCGAUAUCUGGACUAUGAUGAAGAAGGACCCCCUCUCGCCCAUCUCCUACUACUUCCGCAACAUGGUCCUCCCCGGUGCUGGUCUCGGUCUGGAGGGUUACGUGCUCUUCUCCAUCGGCAACAUCAAGCCUCUUUUCCAAAAGACCUUCCCUGAUUGCUGGGAACACCACAAAAUCUGUAGCCAGCAGUGGAUCUACGCCAUUGAUUACCUCGAAAUCAUUGGUAUUAUUGUCGGUCAGAUCCUGGUUGGAAUCUUGGGUGACUGGCUUGGCCGUCGCUGGGGUUUGAUUCAGGACGCCGUCAUCAUGCUUCUCGGUCUGGUCAUGUUGACUGCCGCCUGGGGUGUGACUCAGAAUGGCUGGGUUAUUUGCUAUGCUUGGUGCCUCUUCAUCUACGGCAUCGGAGUUGGUGGCGAGUACCCUAUGACUGCCACCAGCGGUAUGGAAAACGCCGUCGGCUCUGGAAAGGUCUCCACCAAAGAUGAUCGCUUGCACCGUGGCCGCAAGGUCACCAGUGCCUUCCUGAUGCAGGGCUGGGGUCAGUUCUUCAAUCAGGUUCUGCUCAUCAUUCUCCUGCUCUGUUUCCACCACGGUAGCGGCAACAACCCUUACUCCGCCGUCGCUGUCCAGUGGACCUACCGAGUUUCCUUCGCCAUUCCCGCCGUCGGUACUUUGUGGCUUGUGUACUACCGUGCCUAUCACAUGAAGGCUGCUAGCAAGCAACUUACCGCUGCCAAGAAGAAGUCUUCCGUCACUGGUUAUGAUGCCAAGUCUCUGAAGCUGACCUUCAAGUACUUCGGAUUCCGCAUCUUCGCGACUGCCGGUGGCUGGUUCGCCAACGAUGUGUUCUUCUACGGCAACAAGCUCUUCCAGAGCGAGUUCAUCAAGGUGAUUAGUCCCGCAUCCGAGUCUGUCAUGCCUACCUGGCUGUGGAACUUGGUCAAUGUCGGUGUCUCCCUGUGCGGAUACUAUUUGGCCUCUUUCCUGAUCGACAACAAGCUGUACGGUCGCAAAUGGAUGCAGAUUGUCGGUUUCAUGCUCUGCUUCAUUCUGUUCAUCGUCCCUGCUUUCAACUUCGAUUACUACCGCCGCCCCGAAAACAUCAAGUCCUUCCAAACCAUGUACUUCCUCAGCUCUUUCUUCAACCAGUUCGGUCCCAACUCGGUCUCCUUCUUGGUCGCUGCCGAAGUAUUCCCGACCCCCAUUCGUGCCUCCGCUCACGGUAUGUCCGCUGCCUGGGGUAAAGCCGGUGCGCUUCUCGCUGCCGUCCUGUACAACUACAUCGAUACCCAGACCAAGUUCUACGUCGUGCCUUGGUUUGGUCUGGCUGGUGCUGUGAUUACCGCGUUCUUCCUUCCGGACACCACUGGUUUGGACCUGAAGGAGCAGGAGCGCCGAUGGCAAUGCCUCCGCGCGGGUCGCGAGGAAGACUAUCACGGCCCUGCCGUGCACCCCAAGCACCUCUCAUGGUAUGAACGAUACAUCCUGCGCAAGCAUCGCUUCUACGAUGCCAAACUCGACUACCAGCAGAAGGUCGAGGAGUACCGCAUUGAGUGGGAGAGUGCAAUGGCCGCCAAGUCCGCUGAAAAGGACGCUGCUGAUGCCAUGGAUACCGACGACUCGCUUCUCGAGGGCCACGUUCACACCUAUUUCCACCGGACCAGUCCUAUGUUCAAGGGAAUGGAGAAGAAUGUGUCUGCCAAACAGGACAAUUUCACCCUGCCUCCACCUGCGGAGAGCGAGGCCGAAGAUUCUUUCUCCAAUGAGAAGCAAUAA
Messenger RNA from Penicillium coprophilum, 1995 nucleotides. Its product is annotated as putative MFS phosphate transporter. Gene Ontology annotation, cellular component: membrane. Lineage: Eukaryota; Fungi; Ascomycota; Eurotiomycetes; Eurotiales; Aspergillaceae. Gene Ontology annotation, biological process: transmembrane transport. The transcript has 2 exons. Gene Ontology annotation, molecular function: transmembrane transporter activity. The coding region runs from base 1 to 1995 and encodes 664 amino acids. The record is from RefSeq and is a predicted model, not a curated record.